Molecule: messenger RNA, 1310 nt
Organism: Vigna umbellata (rice bean)
Lineage: Eukaryota; Viridiplantae; Streptophyta; Magnoliopsida; Fabales; Fabaceae
Source: RefSeq, a predicted model, not a curated record
CUUAAACCUAACAAAAACAUUAAAAGCGUGGAAGAGAAAGAGAGUGCAGGGUGAAGAAGCAUCUCCUCUCCUCUACUAUGGCGAUGGACAGCGUUUACGGUUCGUCUCCGCCGUUUCAGACGGCACCGUUUGGCCACCCGCGUCAUUUUUACCUCGCAGUUGACAGGCUCCACUUCAAAAUGCAAACGGUAAUCGAACUUGUGGAUCUGGUGGCUCGACGUCCAUCCUUGCCCAUCGUGGUCUGUUGCAGCACCGACGAUCUCGACUCUCUCUGCUCCUCUUCUCUCCACUCUCCCCUUCGUUUCCCCUCCUCUGCUCUGUAUAGUGAUCUCGCUGAAGAUGAACGCGCUUCUCUUUUAGAGAAAUUUCGACAGGUAACAGCACGGUGGAGCCAGUCGAAUCACGGUGGAGCGCCGGACGAGGAUGAUAUUGGGAAAGACGAGAGAUCUCACAUGAUCAUUGUAACAGACGCCUGCCUCCCUCUCCUUUCUUCUGGCGAACUUCCCUUGAAUGCUCAUCUUCUCAUUAACUACGAGUUACCGGCAAAGAAGGAGACAUACGCUAGGCGAUUGGCAACUUGUUUUAACAGCCGGUCCUUUCUUUAUGGCCUACUUCUGCACUUUUUUAAGUGGCCAAAACUAGAUACGUUCCUUGAUGGCUAUCUUGUUCUAUUUUCCUUGUCAAAAAUUGAAGUUUUUUAUCUCGAAAUUUUGUUUAAUCCUUAGAGUAAGCCUUUAUUAUCGAGCUGAGUUUUCAAUUUUGACUGAAACCAACACAAAUAAGAGCUAAGGAACUGUACUUAAACUUUUGUCCAAGUAUGUGAUAGUUUUGUAUUUUGUAUUGCUGCUAACAUUCCUGAGUAAUGUGCAGACGGGAUUGUUAUUAAUAUGGUAGUUAGUGGUGGGGAAGUGGUGACUCUAAAAAGUAUUGAAGAGAGCAGCAAUAUUGUCAUGCAAGAGAUGCCUAUGCGAAUUCUUGACAUUUUAUGAAGAUCUUUAGUCUUUGCUCUUUCUUGAAGAAAGCAAAGUUUGAUCGCUUGCAUUCCUGAAUGUUUGAAGACAUGAGGCUCGCUCAUUUCUUCGAAUAUUCUGAGAGUGGGUCCACUAGCCAGUGCUGCAAAAAAAAUUCUGAUUUUUUAUUAGUAUUUUGGAUGUGUAGAUUUUCAUUCUAGAUUACAUCUUUUAUAUUUAAAAUUAAACACAGAAAUUUGAUAGAAAUGACACUUUUUAAUCAUCUCUUUUCUCGGAGAUAUAAUUGUAAUAUAUACUUUAACAUGAUAAAAGUGGUAUUUGAGGGGAGGAAGCACUUGA